This is a messenger RNA of Odocoileus virginianus texanus, 1512 nucleotides long. The record is from RefSeq and is a predicted model, not a curated record. NCBI's taxonomy places the organism in Eukaryota, Metazoa, Chordata, Mammalia, Artiodactyla, Cervidae.
AGUCAGGCACCCAGCAGCCACCCAAGGCAGGUGCAGGGGCUCUCCGAGCGGUCCUGGCUGCCACCCAGGAGCCCCCACGACGCCCUCAGUGAUGCCCGUUUGCCCUGACUGGCUGGCUCAGUGCCGUGCCCCCAUCUGCGGUCCUCGGGGGCUCCUCUGAGUCCCCGCCCACGUCGGUGCCCCCAUGGCGGGCCGGGGGCGGGUGAGCAUGCAGGAGCACAUGGCUAUCGACGUGAGCCCGGGCCCCAUCCGCCCCAUCUGCCUCAUCUCCCACUACUUCCCACACUUCUACCCCACCGCUGAGCCUGCCCUGCGCCCCCCAGACCCAAGCCCCCCAGUGACCCCCGUCCGCUCUGCACCCCAGCCCCAGCCGGACCCAGAGCCAGAGGGAGACUCAGACGACAGCACCGCCCUCGGCACCCUUGAGUUCACGCUCCUGUUUGACGCGGGCAACAGCUCCCUGCACUGCACGGCCCACCGUGCCAAGGGCCUCAAGCCGCUGGCCUCGGGCUCCGUGGACACCUUCGUCAAAGCCAACCUGCUGCCCGGGGCCAGCAAGGCCAGCCAGCUGCGGACGCGCACGGUUCGGGGCACACGGGGGCCUGUCUGGGAGGAGACGCUCACCUAUCAUGGGUUCACCCUCCAGGACGCCCGGCGCAAGACCUUGCGGCUGUGUGUGUGUGAAGACCCGUGGCUGCGGCGACGGAGGCGGGCGCCUCCCCUGGGAGAGCUGCGGGUGCCUCUGAGGAAGCUGGUGCCCAACCGGGCCAGGAGCUUCGACGUGUGUCUGGAGAGGCGGAGGCUGACCAAGAGGCCCAAGAGCCUGGACACAGCACGCGGCAUGUCUCUGUAUGAGCAGGAGGUGGAGGCGGAGGCGGCCUGGGAGGAGCGCGGGCGUGUCCUGCUGUCACUGUGCUACAGCUCUCAGCGGGGCGGCCUGCUGGUGGGCGUGCUGCGCUGCGCCCACCUCGCCCCCAUGGAUGCCAACGGCUACUCGGACCCCUUCGUCCGCCUUUUCCUGCAUCCCAAAGCAGGGAAGAAAUCGAAAUACAAGACCAGUGUUCGGAAGAAGACCCUGAACCCCGAGUUCAACGAGGAGUUCUUCUAUGCAGGCCCGCGGGAGGAGCUGGCCCAGAAGACGCUGCUGGUGUCUGUAUGGGAUUAUGACCUGGGCACGGCUGACGACUUCAUCGGCGGGGUGCAGCUGAGCAACCGGGCCGGUGGGGAGCGCCAGCAACACUGGCGCGAAUGCCUGGGCCGCAGUGACCGCAGGCUGGAGCUGUGGCACCCGCUGGACGGCACGCCCCUCCAGCUCAGCGACUAGCAGGGCCCCCGGCCUGGCCUGCUCACUGCCCCUUCCCUGGGCUGCCCCACAGCCUCUCUGCGGAGCUGGAAGGCCCUGGGCUGCUUCACCCCCACUGUCCAGCCCCUGGUCAAUUGCUUCCUUCCUUCCCUGCUUUCGAAUUCACCCCACUGUCAAAUCAUGAAGCAAGAAUAAACCUCUCCUCCCAA